Messenger RNA from Pyricularia pennisetigena, 1152 nucleotides. RefSeq lists its product as uncharacterized. Bases 1 to 1152 code for a protein of 383 amino acids. The record is from RefSeq and is a predicted model, not a curated record. NCBI's taxonomy places the organism in Eukaryota, Fungi, Ascomycota, Sordariomycetes, Magnaporthales, Pyriculariaceae. The transcript has a single exon.
AUGAGCAUCUUCAAUCGAGUAGCGAGGCGGAAAUUCCGGCAAAGAAACCGGGAAAAUGGCCCUGAAUCACACGAAAUGCUCAGUAAACUGGCCAUUCUAGCGAACCAAUGCGUUCUUCGGCUCAUCAGUGGUCAGUACACAACGAGAAAGCUCGCCAUGUUCGGUCCUAAUACCUCGACGAGGCAACGACAUCCCAUAGAUAAAGAUACCGUGAAGAAGGUUGAGCUCGAGAAAUCAAGACAGCUGCGCCAUGGCGUUGAACGCUACCUCGGCCUUGACACUGCCUCCAGAGAAUCCACUCUGCUCGAGGACAGCAAGCAGCUUGUGAGUCCUGGCCAUGCCAAAGCCCCGAAACCACUUUGUGGUAAGCCGCCUUGUUCCUACAAGCGAUACUCGGAGCACCAGCAGGAAACUGAUCUCGGGGAGCGAUUCGAUCCCGCCCGCAGACCUUCGACGCCCGUUGCUUGGGCCACCGGCGGAGCAUAUAAGCGACUUCCAAGACAUUCGACCAGGAUUCGCACCACCAAAGUCCAGCAGCCGGUAACAAUUCCACCUUGCUACCCUUCUGGAAUUGAUUACUGGCUUGGAGGCUUUUGGGAUGACAAUUCCGCCUGCCAGGCCAGGGGAACACCUGUUCUGAACCUUGUGCCCCCUCCUGAAGAUGGCGAGGACGUCGGCUCUGGCAAGCAGUUGGCUGACAUUUGGUCUAGACCAUCACCGUCACCCCACGACGCAUCCGACAAGUCUCUGUUGUAUGGGAACAGGUAUGAGCGGCCUCGGGAGCGAAGCAAGCGCCAGGCCUCUUCGACUGACUCAUCAGCAUGCACAGGAGACAAGGCGUCUAUGGACCGAACCUUUUCUGUGCCUCUCUAUGUUGUGAACCGUGACGGCGGUAAUGACAGCGGCGUUCAGGGCGACGAGGCCCAAGUUUUACAAGAGGAUCCCGUCGGCGUGGCGAGUCCAAUAGCUUCCGACUAUCUGACCAGGGCGAAAGAGUAUCCGCCGCUGACCUACGACGGUGAAGAGUGGGGAGAUGAGCUGGUUGACUCUUCUCACUAUCUAGGGACUGUGGAUGAGGAUUACCGUCGUAGUACCUACUACGAUGAUCCCACUCAGCUUGCAGUAAAGUAUAACACGUACUUCUGCUACUAA